Molecule: messenger RNA, 919 nt
Organism: Coccidioides immitis RS
Lineage: Eukaryota; Fungi; Ascomycota; Eurotiomycetes; Onygenales; Onygenaceae
Product: signal peptidase complex component
Exons: 3
Coding region: 153-713 (186 amino acids)
Biological process (GO): protein targeting to ER
Cellular component (GO): signal peptidase complex; membrane
Source: RefSeq, a predicted model, not a curated record
CUGGAGGUUUGCACUCCAAAGGAAGACCUUGGAUAACAGCAUAGGUUUCCCACUCUCCUUGCCUGAACUAUUCUGCUGCUAUCAAGACUGUUGUUUCCUUACUACCAAGGCUCCUAAACUGGCCAUAUUGGACAGAUAUAUGAUUUAUACAAAUGGCCACCAGCCUGCCCAAGGUCCCUAUAUACUCCCUCAAUGAAUUGAAGAGCACCACCGAUGAUGCUAUCGCGCCGUAUCUCACCUCGCUGCCGAAUCCAUACACCUUUGUUGAAAAUAAUUCGAAGUCCAACAUAAGACUACUAUUAGGCUAUGGUGCCGUGAGCAUCGCAGCUGUUUCUUUUUAUAUCGACUAUACCAAAGGCUGGGAGGCUACAAAACCAUGGAUCCUCCCGGCAGUAAUUGCGUACUUUGUGCUGAACCUUGCGCUGACUCUCUGGAUCUGGGGAGUGGAAGGUGGUCAGAUUUUUGAGGGAUCGGGGGAUGAAAUUGAAAGACUUCGCAUUUGCUCUUCGACCAAAAAGCAUUCUCCCUUAUAUCAUCUUCACAUUCAUCAUACCUCAUCUUUAAGCAAUAUGCCGCAAGAGAAAACAGCUGUGGCGCCAUUCACACAAUGGUUUUCUGGAGAUGGUACAUUUCAUUGUGAAGCAUUCAGGCAGUGGCUUGCAGCUGAGAUUGGCAUCCCAUGGUCAGCUCCUAGAAGCAAAUUGAAUAUGUAACAAGAAAGCGAGGAAGCAAAUCAAUAGCUAGGGGUUCUAGGGCUCUUUUUUGUUUUUAUCUGCAAAAUAUGAAAAAUGACAUCCACAAAGUCAUGCUUUUUAGCAUAAUUCCUGCUCUUGUCCUUGCAUGCCUUUUGCUUCCCCAAUCUAAUUGAACAAUGUAUUGCUGUGUUCUCUGAGGUCUCUUUUGUGAUAAGGAUUAUUAC